Phanerochaete carnosa HHB-10118-sp is the source of this 4199-nucleotide messenger RNA. RefSeq lists its product as uncharacterized. Gene Ontology annotation, molecular function: metalloendopeptidase activity. The record is from RefSeq and is a predicted model, not a curated record. Gene Ontology annotation, biological process: protein processing. Bases 49 to 2886 code for a protein of 945 amino acids. The transcript is spliced from 20 exons. Lineage: Eukaryota; Fungi; Basidiomycota; Agaricomycetes; Polyporales; Phanerochaetaceae. Gene Ontology annotation, cellular component: plasma membrane.
CUCAGCAUACGCCGACAACUGCAAGGCAGAUCGUCGACGUCGGGCAGCAUGGCGGAUUCUAGGGAUCCUCGGCCGUCAACUGACGAAGAGACCGCCCCUCUUCUCCAGAACGUAUCUUCGCCAGACGACACGCGUGGACCACCAGAAAGCCCCUCAUUUACAGAGCGGCUCUCCUCUGCUGUGCAUGAACCUCUUUCACCUCUGACAAAAGUCCUCUUCGUCCUGCUUCUUCUGCUCCUGCUCCUUAGCUCUGUAUUCAUUGGUUUAUUCGCUGGUGCACAGCACAAGCUCAAUCAGGGGCAUGGAGGCGGCGGCGACAAUGAGAAGUCUCCUGUGACUGUAACGACAACUCAGAUCUUGACUGGAACUAUCACACGACCAGGCUCAUCCAUUGCAAUUACUACCACCGCAGUCACUACGACUGCAAUCACUACGACUGCAAUUACUACCACCGCGAUUACUACGACUGCAGUUACUACGACCACCGCUAUCUCAGCAACUACAACAGUUGCGACUACAACAGUCGCAGUCCCGGCACCCAUCCCGACGACUGCCCCAGAAGAGAAGACAUGCUUCUCUCCACAAUGCGUCAUGCUUGCUGCAUCGGUUAUCUCCUCGCUGGAUCAGUCCUACGAUCCCUGCGAGAAUUUCUAUGACUUCGCCACCGGAGGAUGGAUAAAGCAGCAUCCUAUUCCAUCCGACAAGGGCAUAUACGGCAACUUCGAGGCUCUCGCGCAACAGAACAAGCGCCUCAUUCAGCAGAUCCUUUCACAAGACUCGUCUUCAACUUUCUCCACUGUCGCCCUAAUUGAUGAUCAUGAAGAUCCAUACGAUGCCCAGAUUCUGAAGAAGCUCCGAGGUCUGUACAGCUCUUGCAUGAACGAAGACCUCCUGGAAGCACGUGGUCAGGAGCCACUGCUUCACGUCAUUCGCAACCUCAGGAAACUGUUCAGUGGAGAUAGCAUUAGCAUUGAAGGCAUUUUGGAGGAAAGGUUUAUUGCGGAUGAUGUACACAGCAAGUACGAUGGCGAGAAUGAUGGCCGUGGCAAGGAGAAGGAGAAACAAGGCCUUACGGCGGCUCUCUCAUACCUUCAUUCGACAGGUAUUGGUGGUCUUUUCGACACUGACAUCGAGGGCGACGUGGGGGACGAUCCGAAUUCCAUGGUUCUCUGGUUUAGCCAGCCAAAACUUGGUCUUCCAUCCAAGGAAUAUUAUGAAGAAGAGUCUAUCGUUGAACUUUACAGAAAUGUUUUGGAACGUCUCCUUGUUGCGCUUGCGGACGAAGAGGAUGAUGUCAGCCGGUUGCAGACAAACCCUGCUCUAGCGGUACAUGAAGAACGUCUUCGCGUUUGGCCGCCCAGGCCCUGGCCUCCAUGGGACCCUGAGGACCCGGACAAGCCCGGCAAGGACAAGCCCACUAAUCGCACAAAGGAAGCUCCCAAGCUAGCGAAGCAGAUUAUCGCGUUGGAAAAGAGGAUCGUAGACGCGAGUUUGGAUCUGGAUAUUCUCCUCCAGGACCCUAUUGCCACCUACAAUCCGGUACCUCUCUUGAACUUGACCGACGCUCUGCCCGAAAUUGCAUGGAGCACUUACUUCUCCACCUUCACGCCCCGUCACUACCCCGAACGUGUCAUCCUCACGUCGACGACCUACCCUGCAUCGCUUUCGUCCAUCUUACAGGAAACAGAUCGCGAUACACUCGAAGCGUACCUUGAAACCCGUGCGGCCCUAGCUCUGUCGCUGCACCUUGGUACGACUACUGAGGCCUGGCGCGCGACCCGCGUUCUCGAGGAGCGUCUAAGGGGCAUCAAGCCUGGGGCUGUUGGCGAUCGUGCGGAAUACUGCGUUGGGAGGGUCGAAGGCGCAAUGGGCUUUGCUAUUGGGAGGUACUUCGUCAAGGAAGUGUUUGGCGGGGAUUCUAGGGAGAAAAGCACUAAGGUCAUCACUGACAUUAUCGACGCAUUCAAGCGGUCCUUGAGCCACAUUGGCUGGAUGGAUAAAGAAAGCGCGAAGGCGGCGGCUGAGAAGGCUGAUGCUAUCCGCGUGAAGGUUGGCUUCCCUAUCUCGCCCGACACUCGCGACCCUAGGUCCAUCGCCGUCUAUUACAACCUUGUGAAGGUGCAAAAGACGAUGUUCUUCGAAAACAUGCUCAGUGCUAGUACGAGCGACGUCUACAAGAAGUGGCAGAAGCUCGGCAUGCAGCGUGAUCCUGAGUCCUGGGAGAUGUACCCAUCUAUGGUCAACGCCUAUAUCAGUUUCCCUGCCAAUGAGAUUUUCUUCCCUGCCGGUAUCCUGCAGCCGCCAUUCUUCUCUCAACACUGGCCUGGAUAUAUGUCUUAUGGAUCUUUCGGACAAGUUGCUGCCCAUGAGCUUACGCAUGCCUUUGAUUCGGCCGGACGCCUGUAUAACCAGCACGGUAAACUAGAGCAGUGGUGGACAAACUUCACUAGCGAUGGCUUCAAGAAGGUUCAGACAUGCAUCGUCGACCAGUACUCCUCGUAUACAAUUGAUGAUGGCCACGGCGGCAAAAUUCACGUAAACGGAAAUCUGACUUCUGGUGAAAAUAUUGGCGACACUGGUCUGAUCCAAGCGUACCGCGCGUGGAAGGAGCAAGUUGACGUCUCGGACGCCGCUGCUAGGGAAUACCUCCUUCCCGGUCUCGACUUCACUCGCGAGCAACUUUUCUUUAUCUCGUUUGCGCGAGCCUGGGCGCAGAACAUUAAACCCGAGGCCGCGGUCGCGCGCAUCAGGACCGAUUCACACUCGCCGAAUAGGUACCGCGUUGAUGGCACUGUGUCCAAUAUCCCCGAGUUCGCUCAGGCAUUCAAGUGCUCGCCGAAGGCGAAGCUCAAUCCACCGCAAGACAAGCGCUGCAUCUUCUGGUAACUCGAGUGGAUUUUGGAUUGGACUUCAGCAUAUUACGUUUUGUCACAGACUGCUACGUGGUGCUGUCUUUACCUGCGGCGCAUCAUUUUUGCUUCGUGAAACCUGUAAAUUAUCUAGCUUCGUACUGGAAUGGAUGCACAUGACUCAUCAUCAAUGUCGUGUCAUCAUGUGUGACGGAAGCUCAGACGAAGCCUAGGAUGUAUCGUCUGAUUCGUGGUAUUCACUACUCCACGAACCGAAGAACAAUGGGAGACCUAGUCCACCUCCAUGCGAAUGGCGAGAAAAGUAGUCAAAGUCGAUGUUGACUGCCUGCGCAAGCACAAGAGCUCUCUCUUCUAACGAAAGAUCCCGAAUGACGGUAGGCACACGCGGCGUCAGGUCAAACGGAUCGACGGGAGAGGGGCCAAAUCGUAUGAAGUAUUGGCCGGUAUCCGUGAAUACCUCGCGUCCAAGCCCUCGAAAUGCACGAUUCACGCUGGCAAGCUCUCCCCCGCGGGCAUCCCGCAGCGUAAAGUGCCACGCCAAGAGGUCUUCAUCGAUGCUCGCGAAUUGCUUGAACUGGACAUCGACAACAGCUUCCGGCUCUGGUUGUGGUUCCGACGCCACAGAGAGGAUACGACGAGGUGUGUCCUGUAAGAAUAGGUCAUAUCGCCUUCGCCACAGAUGCCAGCGUUGCUGCACUUCCGCGAAGGUGUCGAGUACAGGCUCGCCAUCUGCGGUGUACUGGUUGUAGUCGUGCAAUCGCUGGACGUACAUGCGCGAAUUUAUCCAAGCGAAGGGGCGGCGAAGCCAGAGAAUAGGAUCACCAAAGCGGUCCAUGACGAGUGCCCGGAAGGGUCUGUGCGUACGGAAAAUCUGGCGGGAGAAUAUGGAGAGUAUGCCUCGCGGUUCUUCGGCAAUGUAACCCAAGGUAUCUCCAAGCUCAUUGGAGAUGACAUAUCGGUUUGAUUGCUCAAAUCCCACAAAAAUGUUCAUCAUCUCGAUCUGUCUCGUCACGACAAGAACUUCAUUAUCGAGCAACAGCCGACGGAGUCCUUCCUCGGGAUCACCGGUUGGUGUUCUCCGGCUUGCCUCCCAAAGGUUGGACUCCUCUACGGAAGGCUUUUGCUCCUGGCCAAAUGCAGACCAUGAUUCUGAUUCUUUAGGAGAACUGGGACGCCGCGGGUUAACACGCUCUACGCGCUCUCGCUUUCUGCUGCUUCCGGGUCCUCUAUCUGGAAACCUAGAUUGAACGUAUGCUCUGCAUGGCUGUCGUGAUAUAGCGGCAGUGAAUGUGAUAUUUUUCCUUGAAUAUGUCCUUGCCACCAAUCUGG